AUGGGUGUUGCAAGUGCGAAGCCCGCGCGCGAAGCACCUGUGCGCUACGUGGCCAAGAAGAUGCCACGCGUGGAUAAGAACCCAGUGGAGAAGCAGUUCACGAAGCCGCAGUUCACGGCACUUGGCAUCAACACUCGUCAGGACGAUGUGAACACUGAACCGCUCAUGUACGUGGAGACGUCCAAGGAGUCCAGCAGUACCGAGCUGACGGACCAUGUAGCCCCGCGGUGGUACUUGAACACGUACUUGGAGAUGUCUGACAACAUGCGUACUGACCAAACAGUAAUUAGCGGCAACCUCCCUCUUGCGUGGGAGCGCGAUAAGCAUGAGCCAUAUUCGCUGGUACGCGGUCGCAUUGAUGACGAGGACCUUCGCUGGGUUCUCCACCCGGAUCAGCGCAAAAAGCCGCUCGAUGAGUUACUGGGUCAUACGAAACUAGAAAGACAGGUGCUGCAGGAUAUCCUCGACACGGUGGAGCUACCCCGCACACAGUACCGAAACUACAAGGGAAAGCUACACAAGAGCAUCGACGAUGCCAACACUCACAUGGCGGCACGCAAGGCCCAAAUCGAGAAGGCUCGCGAGGCGGAGAUCCUGCGUCAGAUUGGCUACACCAAAGAGGAGGUGCUGAAGGAGGAGCAAUACUUGACAAAUCGCCACCGGGGCGUGCGCGCUCUUGACGAUCUCGGCGCAAGUGACCGGGAAAAGCGACGACAGAAGCGGGCGGCCGAGGCGAGCGAGUUGGAAGACAUGUUAGAGGAGCGACGCAUAGAGCAGCUGGAGCGUGGCGAGGCAGUUGUGAUGGCGGAGGAGGUGACAGAAAAGCCAGAGGUGCUGCCGAUGCGCAAAAAGCUUUUUAGCACGCGGAGCAACAUCUACAAGCACAUGUACGCGGCAGAUAUAGGCAAGGACGAGCGCAACCAGGCAAAGUUUGUGUGGUGGCUCGACCGCACGCGGCGCAUCAAGCGUGCUGUAGACACCAUUCAUGGUGUUCCUGUCUACAAUGAACGACUCUCAGCGAACGAGGAGCAGACGCGCAAGCAGAUGCAAGAGGCGGCGGAGUUCAACUUCUCGAUGUCGCGGUCGCAGGGUGCGAAGGGGUUCACCGACCCGCGUGGGCAUUACGAUCAGUUCAUGGAUAUUAUGCGCCACAACAAGGCGGAGAUGCAGAGCGAAACUAACGUUGAGGUCCACGAGGACAACAGCUCCGAGCACGCUGUCUUUCAGUUUCCCCACACGCGAGAGCACGGUGCAAAGCCGGCACCGACGCGCUUUACGGAUCGUCGUGACCAUGCACAGCGCGUCGACACCGAUGUGACCAAGUUGUUUGGGCUUGAGCACGAGCCACAUGCUGCUACCGCUGCUACAUCUGCUGCACCUGCAUACCGUGAAUCGUCUCUACCAAAGCGAUCAUCUAGCGGGAAUGACGGGCUGGCCUACCCAAGCCGUCGGGCGGGUACUGGCGGUUGGGAGAAGGUGAAGGGUGCGGACGGCUCUACCCCUGGAGUACGCACGGACGCUUCGCAUCCGACAAACAAGGAUGACAGGGAGGAUUGA
Leishmania braziliensis MHOM/BR/75/M2904 is the source of this 1557-nucleotide messenger RNA. RefSeq lists its product as hypothetical. Bases 1 to 1557 code for a protein of 518 amino acids. The transcript has a single exon. NCBI's taxonomy places the organism in Eukaryota, Euglenozoa, Kinetoplastea, Trypanosomatida, Trypanosomatidae. The record is from RefSeq and is a predicted model, not a curated record.